This is a messenger RNA of Rotaria sp. Silwood2, 1476 nucleotides long. The record is from the annotation of a GenBank genome assembly. NCBI's taxonomy places the organism in Eukaryota, Metazoa, Rotifera, Eurotatoria, Philodinida, Philodinidae.
AUGUCAAGCGAUCGUUCAUUUCAAUGUAAUGCCUCAGUAAAGGCUAUCGAUCGCAUUGGAGCACAACCAGAUGGAGAACGUCAACAAUUCAUUAUCGAUACAUUUGUUGAAUACUUUGGCGAUGGAAUCCGAAGUAAUCCAACAGCAUUUCGUGGUCGAUUCCGAAAAAUGGCUGCGUCAGCUUUUAAUUUCUAUCGUGGUUCAGCUCUCUUGUUCUACCAGGACUUGAAAAUUGAUCAAGAUCCAUGGAUUUAUGCUCAUCCAGCAGCUGGCAAAAUUUUCAUUCACGUAAGAAGUAUUAAUAAGGAGAAAUCAAUAGCUAACUUUUAUGUUUCUAUUUUGAUUAAUCAGGGUGAUUUACAUGCUGAAAACUUCGGUUCUUACCUCGAUAAUCAUGGAAUUUUAAAUUUUGAUGUGAAUGACUUUGAUGAAGGCUACUGUGGACCAUUCACAUGGGAUGUUAAACGUUUAUUGGCGUCGCUGAAUUUGGUGGCUUACAGCAAGGGUUUUUCUGAUUUAGAAAUCCAACGUAUUUUGACAACAUGCGUCGAACAGUAUUUGAAGCAAGUCUAUGAAUUUUGCAAACACGCCAAAGAUCAGUUUGCAUUAACACGAAAAAAUACUACGGGCAAAAUAAAGAAAUUGCUCAAUGAAACUCGAAUCAAAUCACGCGUUAAUCUCCUUGAUUCGAUGACAGUUAUUGAAGACUAUGAGCGAAAAUUUAUUCGAUCAAAAACUAUGACAGAUGUUGAUGGGAACAUGCGAGCUGAAAUUAUGAAGGCUUUCAAGAAAUAUCUGGAAUCGGUUCCAGAGAGUAAAAAGGAAAGUGAUGGCGACCAAAGCGGUCUCUCCUACAAUGUUAAAGAUAUUGUAGCACGUUCAUCACCUGGCAUUGGUUCGGCAGGAAAAAUUUCCUAUUCGAUUUUGGUCGAAGGUCAAUCUGAAACACUCGAAAAUGACGUUAUUCUUUAUAUGAAACCCGCCCAGAAAUCAGCUAUCAGCUAUGUUAUUCGAAAUCCGGAAUUGGAAAAGCUUUUUCAGCAUGAUGGUCUUCGUACUGUUUUGUGUUCAUAUGCUAUGCAAGCUUCAACACCUAAAUGGUUGGGUUAUACAACACUUGGAACAGUACCAUGUCUUGUCGAUGAAGUUACACCACACUCAGAAGACCUUGAUUGGAAUGAUGUCAACGAUUUAAACGACGUUCUCGAAGUUGUGAAAUAUUUGGGACAAGCAACAGCUAAGAUUCAUUGUGUAGCUGAUGCUGAUUGUGUGAAUACACCCAAAGAUGUUGCUUGUUUACCAUUUUCGAUUAUUCCAUUAGAAACAGAAAAGACUAUUCAAGAUGCUAUUCAAGGACGUGAUCAGCAAUUCGUAGACGAUAUGGUUGAAUUUGGCAGGGUGUAUGGUGCACAAGUUCGCCGUGAUCAUCAUCUCUUCUUCGAAGCUUUUCGUAACAAUCGUAUUCCAGGACUGUGA